This is a messenger RNA of Monomorium pharaonis (pharaoh ant), 769 nucleotides long. RefSeq lists its product as uncharacterized. Gene Ontology annotation, molecular function: odorant binding. The coding region runs from base 105 to 635 and encodes 176 amino acids. The record is from RefSeq and is a predicted model, not a curated record. NCBI's taxonomy places the organism in Eukaryota, Metazoa, Arthropoda, Insecta, Hymenoptera, Formicidae. The transcript is spliced from 5 exons.
UUUAUAUCUUGGAAUAAGAGUGUAUAUAAAUGAUGUAGCCAUGAUUUGAAGUAGCCAAUUUGAAAUAAAUUCUCUAUUUGCAGUGAAGAUAUAAAUUGUACAAAAUGAAAGGCUUAGUGCUUUGCGUUGGUAUUUUGAUGCUUGUUUUUCAGUCGUCUAACUCAAUGAAAUUAAAACAAACUUUAAGAAAUGCGCACGAAAAUCCCGAAGAUGAUAUAGCAAUUUGCAGGAAUGAAACUGGUUUCGUUAAUGAUGAUUGGUAUAAACCGGAAGAAAUAAAGAAUAACAUAUAUACCGAAUCCGCAAAUGCAGAAAGAACGAGAAAGAUUGGCUGCCUUUUUGCAUGUGUUUUGAAAAAACAGAAUUUAGUAGAAGGGACAAACAUUAAAGAAGACGAAUUUGAUACAUGGUUAAAUGACAUAAUAGCUGAUGAUCCUGAACGUAUAGGACGCAACUUUGUGCGUAAAUGCACGAAAGAAAACAGAAAUAUUAAUGAGAUAUGUGAGAAAUGCUUUUCUAUAUACGCAUGCACUAUGAAAAAGGUGUUAGCACAUAAUGAACAACAUGAACAACAUGAACAAAAUAAAACUGAAGAAGCAGUAGAAACCCUGACUGAAGAAACAAAAGCAAAAUGAGAAGCAAAAGUAUAAGGACAGACUCAAUAAAUACAGCUGAAUAACAUAAAUUGAAUAUUAUCCGUAUAAUUAUUAAUGUAAAUUUAAUAAUACAAAAUAUGAUUUACAUUGUAUAUUAAAAAUGGACAUGUAUU